Molecule: messenger RNA, 1998 nt
Organism: Lindgomyces ingoldianus
Lineage: Eukaryota; Fungi; Ascomycota; Dothideomycetes; Pleosporales; Lindgomycetaceae
Exons: 3
Coding region: 1-1998 (665 amino acids)
Source: RefSeq, a predicted model, not a curated record
AUGGACAUUCGCACAUGGCUGGCCGAUAUUGAACUGCCAGAGAGGCCCCCAACUCUCUCCGAGCAGCUCGGCCUGCCUCCGUUCCUCCAUCCAAAGGGGGAGUCCCCAAAGGAGGUCCGCCGGCGGAAGCGUAGUACGUCGGACAGUUCACUCCUCGACACCCGCCCAGGGCGCCAAAUCCCUCCCUCAAUUAGACACGGGGCCGAUAUCGACGACAGCGCCGAGGACAGCGCUUGCAGUCAUGCAACUAGCGCUCUAGGCGACUCUGCAGGAAACAGCAAGUCGAGCCACCCCUAUGCACGCAGGCCUCGACGCAAGACACGCCUCGAGCGCUACGAACCCACAUCGAAGGAUGUUAAGGGACGGGGGAAGCAGGUAUAUCAGACCCGGAGCGGCGAAUCAAGGAAAACCAGACGCAAAUCAAGGCGCAAGAAGGCCGACCAGGGGGUAGGCCUAGUCCAGAGCUUCCACGCCAAGAAUGUCCCGAGAGAUCGACUGACUUUGAAGCCUCGAGAGAAACUGGGGAUAUUCAACAAGGGAAGAGCGUCGUCGCCAGUCAAAGGUCGAGGCCUGCCGGACUUGGUCUUCUCAGAGAUGAAGUUCUUGCAGAAGAAUAAGGGCCAACCGGAAGCCGUCCCUCAGGCAGGGUUGCCAAUGAAAAAGCGCAAAAAAGAUCAUGCACAGGCUAAGCAAGAAGAGAUAUCUGCAUACUUUACCUCUCUCCGACCAGUCCUAGCAGAGAAGGAUGCGAAUAUCCAAGCGAAGGGGGGCUCGUGCCGACAGAGCCUUGUUCGGGACCUCGAUCACGAGCAUAAGAGAUCGUCACUGAUCGAUAACGCCGUACCUACUGUCGAGCUACCCGAUAAGGAAGCAUAUCUCAGGGUUGGGGGCCGGGUAGCAAGACAUGAGAGUGGGAGCUAUGUCUCCUGGUCUGAGUCCGUCCGACCGUCGAGUCCAACGAUAUUCCCUCGAGCAGGUUCUACUAUCGACGUUGGUAAGCUGGCCGCGAUACUAGACAGACGAGAUGGGGAAAGAAUGUAUAUAACGGAUCCAUUGCACUCACGGCCGGACGCCUCUUCCAUAGCCAGACACAUAACAGAUGGUAGUGGCGGAUGCUUCGAGAUAUCCUCAUUAGCUCCAGCAAAUCACCAGGCAUCCCGAUCACACUCGCUUCCUCAACGUACCUCUUCCCCACGAGCAUCGAACACUGUUGACCGAGCUAGGAGAAGUAAUCGUAAAGGGGAUGAAACAAUAGCAUCGCCAGCUUCUACGCAGGCCGCUAUACCUCAAGCUGCAAAGCCAAGCGGCAUAAUAGCCGGCUGUCCAAACGUUAAGAACAGUAUUGGCUUAGAGAACACUGCACAUUCGCCCAAGAAAACCGAGCUCGUUCAUGACAACCACGCUGAUGAGCUUGCAGUUGGACAUACAGAAAUGGCGGUGAACACUAUCGAACCUCCAAGUUCUUCAAGCCUUGGAAGAAUCUUACAAGAGUGCAACUCCGCAUUUGACGAAGGAAGGCGUCGAGUAGUCGCAUCGUAUGGGUACAACAGCUUGCACGUGGAGCCCAGACUGGACAGUGAAAAGGAAACAGCGAGUCCACAGCUCCAUAGAGUAUCCCAGAGGACACCUGCAGUUCGGUUCACUGGUGUUGAGAUAGGUCAACCUCACCGGCCCAACUUUUCCCGUCCCAGUAUUUACGAAGAACAAGCGGAACGACAAUAUCUGAUGCAGCAGCAGCAUGCGAUUGAAUAUGAACCCGAGCACGACGCUUACACCAGAGAUGACAAAUGCAUUGUCGAUGAUGGCGAUGAUGAAGGAAACUACUACGGUCUGGACUUGGGAUAUCCGCCUGAAGAAAUAACAUCGUAUGACUUUGGAGCCGACGUGGCGGAGGAUGAUCUUGCCUCACCGCACGGAAUAGAUAGAGGCGGGGAGAGUUUUGUGCAGAGAGAUGGAGUCGUUGUGGAAGGUUUCUGGCGUCCUCAUAAACUAUACUGA